CACCUCUAUUCAACCAUUCAAGCCGCGACACUCCAUCCGCGAUUCUAUUUUCCUUUCCCUCCGCUUGUCACGUGGUCGACGACGGCUAGUUUUGUUCUUGAGCAAAAUCGAUGCGGUCAUAAUUAUAAUACUACGUUUAUCUGAUUUUCCUUUUGUAUUUUCCUUAAUAUUAUUCAGUGAUGAAUACGAAUUUGGUAUUAUUAGAAGCAGUCUGGCGCUGGAACUUCACGGAAAAGCAACAGCCAUCGCGGCCCGAUAUUAUUUCGGCGUGUAUUUUCUGUGAUAAAUGAUGAAUAAUUCCGUCGCUCCUGUAGACGGUGGACAGGACAACGACGAGGAUUUGAGCAAGGACUUGGAGAAUUGGAUGUCCUUGUUGCCGCAGGAGUUGAAGCAGACGCCAAUUAUACAUUUGGCGAUUCCAGGUUCGCAUGACAGUUUCACAUCGGAAAUAACAUCAGACUCUCCGCUUGCUCCUGACGCCGAAAACGCCAUCAAAAAACUAAGUUUUUUGGGCCCACUGUUGAAAUUUUUUAUGGUAAACUGGUCAAAAACUCAAACGUACAAGGCAGCUGACCAACUGAUCAGAGGUAUUAGAUAUUUCGAUUUAAGGAUUGGUACUAAAAGUAGUACCGAAGAUUUGUUUAUCGUUCAUGGAUUGUAUUCAGCUACGGUACAAUCGUGCCUUGAAGAAGUUCGCAGUUUCUUGGAUACUCAUACUCAAGAAGUAGUGAUUUUGGACUUCCAACAUUUUUAUGGAUUCAGACAAAGUGAUCACGAUAGACUGAUGCAGCUAAUAUACCACAUUUUUGGUGCUAAACUCUUGCCUUAUUCGCAGCACAUGAGUUAUGUAACUUUACAGUACAUGACCACACAAUAUCGAUAUCAGGUAAUUAGUGUAUACAGAUCGGAUGCCGCUCGUUUCGGGCAGCCCUUACUGUGGCCUUCGAAUAGUUUUCCAAACCCCUGGCCUAAUACGGUUUCGAAAAGUUCCUUAUUCGAAUCUCUACAUAGAGGACUCAGUAAUCGACCAUCGGGAUCUGCUCAUAUCUCGCAAUGCGUACUAACGCCUCCUGGUUGGUUCAUUUUUCAAAAUUUAUUCAGUUCUUUAAAGAAACAAUGCGCAGUCAAACUAGAAGAAUCAAAAUCGAACUGGAUCGAAAAUCAAUCUCCUGGCCCAGGAGGUUUAAAUAUUAUUAUAGCAGAUUUCAUAGAAUUGUCCGAUUGUAAAUAUGUCAAAGAUGUGAUUAAUUUAAACCAAAAGCUUAUUGCCACUAGUAAUAAAAAGUAUUAAACAAUAA
Psylliodes chrysocephalus is the source of this 1298-nucleotide messenger RNA. Lineage: Eukaryota; Metazoa; Arthropoda; Insecta; Coleoptera; Chrysomelidae. The record is from the annotation of a GenBank genome assembly.